GAAUGAGAAACAAUUGGACCCACGAGUGCUAAAGCCCCCAGUUCAAGGCUUCAAUCCCAACUUGGAAAUACUCGCCUUUCUUUACAAACUGUCAUCCAGGGAGAGUUUCCAUCAACGUAGCGCCCGGCCCUCCACUAUCCGGCUCCGGCCCCACCAUAUUGGUUUACGUUCGACUGAUGUCGCGAUUUAAAUCGGUCUACACUAGAUCCGAUAGAGCCGGGGCUGGAUUUAUAAUGCAGUUUGUAUUCACCCUCAAUGGGAAGGUACUGAGGGAGAUUCUUGAGCUCCACGGAAAUAUCCAUAGUCUCCGUGGACACUUAUUGGAACCCAGGACUUCUCAGAUCUUUAAGGUCGUAGAAAAGACUCAACAAUUUCAGCAAGAAAAGGAGACUUCCUUCACUCCCCAGGUCAAGAUGUCGAGAAACAAGGCUGCUUGGCUUACACACGCAAAGACUUACCCGAUGAGGGUCGACGAUGCUCCAUCCCCAAAGGUCGGGUUAGGAGAGGUGGUCAUCAGGAAUGUAGCGACGGCUCUGGUGAGUGACAUUUUCAGCUAGAAUUUCCAAGACCGCGACUUUUCCUCUUACACUUGAGAAGAAUCCCGCAGAAUGGAAGAUCCAGUAGGUGCGCUCCGUGCUCAUGGAGAGAAGGCACCACUGACAUGACCCAGGGAUAUGGGCAUCAUUGUGCAGACGUAUCCUACUAUACU
This is a messenger RNA of Colletotrichum godetiae, 709 nucleotides long. RefSeq lists its product as uncharacterized. The record is from RefSeq and is a predicted model, not a curated record. Bases 177 to 557 code for a protein of 126 amino acids. NCBI's taxonomy places the organism in Eukaryota, Fungi, Ascomycota, Sordariomycetes, Glomerellales, Glomerellaceae. The transcript has a single exon.